Molecule: messenger RNA, 3268 nt
Organism: Blepharisma stoltei
Lineage: Eukaryota; Ciliophora; Heterotrichea; Heterotrichida; Blepharismidae
Source: the annotation of a GenBank genome assembly
AUGGAAACGCAGUCACUUCGUUCAAGCGAAAUUUCAACCGAUUCUCCAUCUGUCUAUCAGCUUAUAAAAUCUCAAGAAUAUUCAGGCUUAACCCCUAUUUCUCCUUUUCUAUCCAAAUUUUCAUCUUUCACAAAUGAUGCCUUGUAUCGAUACCCAAUUCUAGAUGCUGAAUAUCUGACUUCCACCGAUAGUAACCAUCGAGCACUUUUACUGACAAAUAAGGGAAUAUUUUUGGCUAUUUUAUGCUAAUUUUUUUAUAGCAAUUUUUAAUUAAAAUUUCCAUUUAAAUUUAAGGGAAAAAAGUGCUUUUUUUGCUAGACCCUAAAUAAGCUGACCUUUGCAGACAGGAUUAAUAUUAAGAAAAACCUAGAAGUUCUAAGCUCAUCUAGUCCUUUUAGCAAAGGGAGUGAAGACAGUCAUGGAAUCAGUACCCAGGAAAGUCAAGUAACUUUUAUGCAGAUAAAUCAAGUCCCAGUGAACUCUAUUGAAAUUAGUCGCUCUAUAAACAUUUCUGUCUCGUCAAAAAUUUCGAAUUCCGAAGAGUUUUUAGGAAGAAAUUCGUUAAAUUUUAGGUUUUUUGAGAGUAGUCAGACUAAUCCUGAAACUGACCAAGAAAUAGAAAAGCCAGUGAUUGAUAAUGCGGAUAAAGAAAUGAUUUUACAAAUACAGAGGAAUUUCCAUGCAAAGGCUAAUGAUGAAAGAUUUUACCAAUCCAUAACGCCAGCAAGCUCUUAUAACUCCAUCAUUUCGAAGUCAAACUUGCGAUUAACUCCUAGAGGGUCUACCAAUGAAGUUAUAGCUGAAAAAACAAGUGGAGAAAGCGACAUUUUUCAAGAAAAAUUACAAGAUACAAGUGACAUUGAAUGGGAGCCGAACAUGCUAAAUGAUUUUAAGAAAAAUUUUGAAUUGAUGCCAUAUGAUAUUUUAUUAUGAAUAUUUUAAAUCAUGGAGCCAGUAUAUUUUAUAAAGGAUUUUAUUGAUUUUAUAUUACUGGAAUAAAAGAUUAUUUAUUAAGAACUAGAAUAGGUUGAGCGAAAGUUUCGGAGACGAAAAAAUCAAUGAAGACUCAAUAAUGUCGUUAGCUGAAGAAGGAACGGCCCAUCCUCUACAAGUUUAUUGCUCAAGCCCUUCUGCAUCAAAAAAUAUUAUGAUUGCUCGUCAUUUUAAGCCUGCUUUAAUAAAGCUAGAGCCUAAAGUCCUCGCAAGCUUUGCAAUCUCUAUUUCUUCAUGGUCAGAAAUAAGCUCUGAUUCAUUCGCGGCUAUAACUGGCUGCAACCCAUAUUCAUAGCUCCUCCAAUUAAAUUAUUUUUAUGAAAGUUUUCAUUUUGAUUCUUUUUCAAUAAAAUUAAUUCCUUAAUUGAACUAGAUUUUUUGUUUAAUUGGGUGUGAUUAAAUUUUUUUAAAUAAUUAGUUUUUUUUUAAAUCAAUUUUUCAACCCAUAUUCCCCAAUUAUGAGAAAAAUCGCUAUAUGCACUCAAGCAAAUAAUUUUGAAGACCAAACAGGCUAUUCUGCCCUGCUAGAACUUCUCGCCAGUGUCUGCUGCUCAGGCUUCAACUCAGCAUUACAACUAGAGUACUCCAAUAUCAUAAUUAAAAUAUGGCGUCUUCGACUGGAAAUGGCCUCCCGGCCAUGCAGCCUCGACUCAUAUUUUAAUUAUAUCCCGGCAAGGUUUUACCAUUUCAGAGAUGGACAGCAAUGCUAGGUAAGCAAUUCUGGUAGCUUUCAGAGCCUAGCCUAGUUUAAUCUCAGGGGCGGAUUUUUCCUCAUGGGGAAGGAGGGUACGGAAGUUGGAAAGGGGAAGCUCAGCAAAGUCCUUUGGACUAUUCGGGCAACUCCCUAGCGUGAAACUGGGCGUUACGUCCCAGGCUACGUAUUUUUCCUUUUUGCCGACAGCUGAACAGAAAAUCCAUUUUUUUGGGUUUUCGGAAAAGCAACCCAUGUGCAAGCAAGUAGCUCAUCCAUGAGCCGUCGAAGCCGGCAACACUUGCCCUAGAAGCACAUUGGUGAUCGAAGUAGGUUAUCCCCAACGAUUUGUGGGCCCGAUGCGACGAAAGGCGAGCGGUAGACCUGGGGACGUCGACCCUGUAGUGGACGUUAAGCGUUAUAAAUUUUAUGUAAUGUAAUGAAUACUCCAAUAUCGACGCCCAAAACAAAGCAAUAGCCAACAAUUCCUCCUUCAGGCCUUCUCUCUUAUCGGAAAAAGUAUUACAAAGUAUCGCAAGAUCUUCAGUUUCCUGACUUUCAUGCGGUUAUGAGCAUUGUGUAUUAGUCACAAAUGAAGGAAAAGUAAUGACUUGGGGAUAUGGAGCUUCUGGGUGUCUAGGGCAUGGAAAUUUGCAUUCACAUAGUUUUCCUAGACAAGUGAAAGCAUUAGCGAGAGAAAGUGUAGUGUAUUUGGAAUGUGGAGGGUAUCAUACUGUAGCUGUAACAAAUAAUGGAUCUGUUUAUUCUUGGGGUAGAGGAGAUGUAUAUCAGCUUGGGAUCCCGUUUAGGGAGCUCUGCAAGGAUGAAACAGGGUAUGUCUCUCUUGUCCCGUUAAAAAUUAAUUAUAUGUUUUAUAUAUAAAAAUAGCUUUUUUUGGGGUUUUAUAUUAAUUGGGUAGCAGUUUUAUAUAAGAAAGAGUACUUUUCAGAAAGGAACAUCACUAUUAAAGCGAUCGCAUGUGGAGAAGCCCAUACAUUAGCAUUAGAUACUAAUGGCAAAGUUUUUGCAUUUGGCUGGGGGGAGGAUGGCCAAUUAGGAAUCUCUCGAGAUGAGCUUACUAACCAAUCAAUGAGCAAAGAAAUUACCUUAAUUUCUGCAUUGGACUCCUUAAACAUAGUAAAAAUCUCUGCGGGGUCCAUUUUUUCUGCUUGUUUAACUGAAACUGGACAAAUCCUUGUCUGGGGAAAUGGAGAACAAGGUCAACUAGGCCAAGGCAGUUCAGAAACAAGCUCAGACCACCCCAUCAGAGUAGAAACCCUAAAAGAAGAAGUAAUAAUCGAUGUCAUCUGUGGAGAAAAUCACGUCUUAGCCCUGUCUGACAGCGCUAAGCUCUUUGGCUGGGGUCUCGGCAAAGCUGGCAUGUUUUCCUCCUCUCUUGAACAAAAAUUUUCAGCUGGAACUGGCCUUGUCUGCUUUAAGCCAAAAUGUCUCAGCGAAGCUGAUAUAAAUCAGCACUUUGUGGUGGACUCAGACUAUUCCGCUCCUUUAUUAAUCCCAAAGAAAAACGAGCAGUCCUUACUCUCUGCUGUGGCUGAAAAACUCCAAAAGCUGCAACUUGCUUAA